AUGCUGACUCGUUUUGUGCUUGCCAGUCGCGGUCGAUCUACGGCUUGGAACGCGUGCGCAUUUCGCAGAAACCUCCACCCGAAAGCCGCGUUCGAGGUCGGACGCGUCUCACCACGCGUUUUUUUAUCGAAAGGAAAACGUGAAAGGAAAGCCAAGUUCAGUGUUUUACCGCAGUGGCUCAGCAUUCUUACUACCUCGUCGGUGCCCAAGAGAGCCUUGUGCUUUAUUUUUUUCCUAAGGAAUCAGCAAAAAAAGUUGCUUCGGAGAAGUGAAAAAAACGCGCACACACACACACACACGGAACUGAUAACACAUUUGGCACAGCUUGGUAAAGUGUAUUGCGAAACCCGGUUGCUGCUGCUUGGCUACGGAGAAUAUAGGAAGCAAAACAGAAGCAGAAAGAUGCCGAACAAAUUUGUGAGCGCAUGCAAAGAGGAACUGGAGGUACGGAACUGUGGUUUCGGCCAUCUUCCGGCAGAGGAGUUUGUUAAAUCGCAGUGGCAAACAAGAACGAAGUCAAUAUGCUUUCUACUGUACCGGUUGGCGUUGGCCAUCUUCUUUACCGGCGUUGUCAUCAACUCGAUGGUGGUUGCAGUAGAACGGAACGAGUUUAGCAAAUACUUCAUCUAUCUGACACACUGGGGCAUACUGCUGUGCAUGGGAACGACCGUAAUGGGUGCGGUACUCGUGAUGAUCUGGUACUUCCAUCCGGAAUAUUCAGAAAAAGUUUGCAACAGCGAUGAAAUGCCCAACUCUUUCAAAGUAUACUGGAUGCUGCACAACAUCACGCUUAUCCUGUCCGUAUGCAUUACUAUCAUCUAUUGGGCGAUCCUGCACAAUGAAACAAUGCCAGUCGAUCCCAACAACAUACUGAUCCAUGCCUGUAACUGUAUCUUCAUGUUUCUCGACCUUAUUAUCGUGGCCUACCCGGUGCGAAUAUGGCACGUACUGCAACCGAUCACUUUCGGGCUAGCGUACUGCAUAUUCUCGCUCAUCUACUAUGCGGCCGAUGGUACAGAUAGGUUCGGUCGGCCAUACAUUUACAACGUUCUGGACUGGAACGAGCCGGGAAAGGCAAUGGUUACGGUGGUCGGCACCAUCUUGCUGGCCAUGAUCGUCCACAUGCUAAUGUUCGGCAUGUACAAACUGCGUGUAAAGAUCUAUCUCCGAUACUUCAACCACAAACCGAUCAUUCCAACCAACUCGACGCUGCAGCUGCAGACUGGCAAAUGUGACGGCAUUUCGAUGGUGUACGGAAACGAUAAUAAAGCGUUCAGCAUCGGUGAACGGUACUGAGGUACGUACUGGAUCGGUCUGGGGAUUGGCCACAAUGUUUCGGAGAUCGAUCAGAGUAGACCCAUGCACACCGUGGUUUACGUACGGCAGCUAGAACGCACUUUUAACUAGGAUGUUUCUUUUCACACGGGGGUUUGGAGUUGGCAAGAUUAUGUGAAAAAGCAACAAAAAAAGGUAUUAGUUUUGUUUAGUAUUAUCAGUAAGUAUGUUUGUGUACAAUGUUAAGAAUAAACUGUGAUUAUGUUAAUAAAGGUAAUGAUAAAUUUUUAAAA
Anopheles funestus (African malaria mosquito) is the source of this 1568-nucleotide messenger RNA. RefSeq names its product protein rolling stone-like. Lineage: Eukaryota; Metazoa; Arthropoda; Insecta; Diptera; Culicidae. The transcript has 6 exons. Bases 1 to 1296 code for a protein of 431 amino acids. Gene Ontology annotation, cellular component: membrane. The record is from RefSeq and is a predicted model, not a curated record.